AUGGAUAAUUUAAAAAGUUUACAAAGAAAUGACACAAUUAAGAGCGAAAAAAAUGACACACAAAAAAAUGGUGAAGUUAGCAAAAAAAAUGACAGUAAUUUAUUAACAAUUUAUUCGUUUAUAAGUAGCUAUGUAUUUAAAGAAGAUAUGAACUAUGACGAAAAUGAUAGCAGAUACGUAUUAUUGGAAAGUCAAGAUUUAGAGAAUGAAAAUUGUGCCAAGAAGGUAAGUUUCAGCGAAUACAAUGAAAAAAUAUAUGGAUAUUAUGGGGGAAAAAGUGGUAGUAAUGAAGGACACGAAGAAGAUGAAGAUGAGGAUGAGGAAGAAUAUGAGGGGGAAGAUUCAGAAGAAGAUGAAAUAGAAGAUGAAGAUGACGAACACGAAGACGAUGAAGAAGCAGGUAUAGGUCUAAAAGUAAAUACAAAUGAAGAAGAUGUGGAUGUUGAAGGAAAUAAUAUACCCGGAAUAUGCAAAGCACAUGAACAUAUAAAUAAGGGAGCAACAAAAAAGAGAAAUAUGAAAAGUAUGAAAGAAGAAAAAUAUAUAAAAAAGUUAUGGAAAAAAGGAAAAAAAAAUAAAUCCUUGCAAACGAAUAAGAGUGAUAAAGAGAAUCAUAAUAACAAUAAUAAUAAAAUUAAAAAAAAUAUAAAUAAUUUUUCUAAAUACUUUAUGCUAUCAAUGGAUAAUACUAAUGAACAGGAAAAUAUUUUUAAGGAUGAAAAACAAUUAUCACGACAAAUGUCUUACUAUAAUGAUGCUUACUAUUAUACAUCUGAAAUGAUAUACAAAAAUAAUAGAAGACACAAAGAAAAAUUUGCCUUAUAUUUAAGGUUAAUCUCUUUAUGUGUUAAUAUAGUCAUAGGUAUUUAUUUAAUUACACGUUUUCCACAUACUUAUAACGAAUUUGAUUUAAAUUCUCAAAGCGGGCAUUCAAAAGAACAUGAAAACAUAAAAAAUAUCGUUAGGAGUCAUCUAGAGAAGAAUAAAUAUUGUAAGGCUUAUGAAAAUAAGCCGGACACGCAUGCAGAUCUUCUAAAUAGCGAGAGUAAAGUAUUAAAAAAAAUUGAAAAUAAAAUGAAAUAUUUUAACAUCCUUUUUAGGAGCAGUAAAAGGGAAAGUCAAGCUGAAAAUAAUGGCAAUUCUCAGCAUAACAGUGGUAGCACUCACAGAGCAAUUAUCAAUAGUAAUAUAGACAGUAAUAACAGCAACAAUACCAAUGUGAGUAGUAAUAAUAAAAGUGAUGACGCAAUGGGAACGAACAUAAAUAAAUAUCAUGAUGUAGGAGAAAAUGAUUCAAGUACGCCAAUAAAAGAUAUAGAUAUUAUCCAUUUAAUCGAUGAAGAGUAUAUUAUGAAUUACAUUUAUUUAGAAAUGAACAAGAUAUAUAAGUAUGCUCUUUACUCCUUUUUCGGAGAAUUAUUAGUUAUAUCAAUUAUUGUCUUUUCUUUAUUUAUAUUAAGAAUAUUCAUAAAAGAUAAUAACAAAUUUAGUGUUAUCUUAACCAUGUAUGGUAUUUUGUAUAAAAUAUUUUGCUACAUUUUUGCGCAUUAUGUUUUAGUUAUGGGUUUAUAUAUUGUAUCUAUUUAUUACAGCAUAUAUGUAUAUCGAGACAUAUAUGAAAAUAGUUUUAAUUUUUUUUGUUAUCAUUAUGUAUAUAAUAAUAUACAUAUACAUUUGCUUAUGCUAUUUUAUGCUUUUCAAAAUAUUAUCUUCACAAUAAAUGAUACAUUCAAUUGUAUCAGAAUGAUGUUUAUAAUAUUGAAACAUCUUAUUAUAAUAAUAUAUGAAAAAAUUACUUGUAAAAAUUUUAUCACAUUUUACGAAUUGAAAGAGGAUAAAUCCCCUUUGUCUUUAAACUGCAUGAAUAAGUUCAAAAACAAAUGUAACAUGAAUAACAAAUGCUGUCGAGAUAAAAAUUGCGUAGAAAUUGAUAUUGAUGAUACACACGAAUCCGAAUAUGACAAAACAGAAUUUCCUAUUACAACUUUACACCAAAAACCUUAUUGUAAGAAUCUGGAUAUCAAAACAUACGAACAGUCUCUACUUAACAUGCGCAAUCCCAUAUUUAAGUAG
This is a messenger RNA of Plasmodium malariae, 2073 nucleotides long. RefSeq names its product conserved Plasmodium protein, unknown function. The record is from RefSeq and is a predicted model, not a curated record. NCBI's taxonomy places the organism in Eukaryota, Apicomplexa, Aconoidasida, Haemosporida, Plasmodiidae. The coding region runs from base 1 to 2073 and encodes 690 amino acids. The transcript has a single exon.